GGUAAUAACAAAGAGAGAAAGGAGUUUUGCUAUUUGGUUAUAUAUUGUAAAAGGUUUAUGAUAAAUGAUUCUGAUAAUGAAUUUAAUUUUUCAUUUGGCCAAGAUGAAGAAAGUGAUAUCGAAUUAUUAGCUUCAACAUCUACAUCUACUCCAGCUUUAUUUACCUCAGCUUUAUAUACUGCGUUGAAAUUAUUAGAUAAUAAAGAAGUAGAAGUGGAAAAGGUUUCUUUUCCAUGUGUUAAUACUAUUAAAACCAUUAUAUUUAACUUCUAUAAUUCUGCAAUAAAUCAAAUUAUAGAUCUUAUUUCGAAGACAUCAGAUACUGUUUCUUUAACCUUUGAUCUUUGGUCAUCGCAAGCACAUAAUAGCUAUCUUGGAAUUACUUGCCACUGGCUUACAGAUUCAUUUGAUUUGCACAAGAUCAUACUUAACAUUAAAGAGUUGGAUAAACAUCAUGCAUCUGAUAUUGUUGAAUCUGUUAAUUCUAUUCUUAAUAAAUUUAAAAUUAAUUGUCAAAAUGUUUUUUCUAUUACUACUGAUAAUAGAUUUAAUGUCAGGUCCGCAGUGCAACAAAUAGGUAUUUUUAAUGUGAAAUGUGCUGGGUAUACACUUCAAUUGAGUGUUAAUUUAGGUUUAAAGGAAGUUGAUAAAAUUAUUUCAAAAUGUAAAGCACUUAUCUCAAUUUUAUCAAAAGAAAAAAAAUAUAAACAACUUCGUGAAGCUCAAUUACAGAUUACUUCAGGGCUUAAAGAGCCACUUGAUGUUAUUAAAGACGUAGAUACAUGUUGGAAUUCUACUCUUUAUGCUAUUGAACAUCUUGUAUAUUUAAAACCUGCUAUCAUACAAUUAUACUUAACUCUUACUAACUAUACAAUUAAGAAGAUUAGAAAAGGAACAGAAACCAUGAGCCCUUAUAUUCCCUCUUCAGAAGAAUUUAAAUUAUUAGAAAAACUCAUCAAAGUUCUUUUCCCUUUUGAUGAAGCUACUCAAUUUUUAAGCAGAUCGAAAUAUCCAAUACUGGGUUUCAUGACACCAAUUUUGAAAGAACUUGCUCAUCAGCUUAGAUAUUUUAUUGGACAAAAUAGUAUGGCAAUUCUUGUUAAAGAUACAAUUUUAGACAAUUUAAUUGAACAGUAG
This is a messenger RNA of Cetraspora pellucida, 1137 nucleotides long. NCBI's taxonomy places the organism in Eukaryota, Fungi, Glomeromycota, Glomeromycetes, Diversisporales, Gigasporaceae. The record is from the annotation of a GenBank genome assembly.